AUGCGCGUGCAUGGCACAUUACUGCAGUUGCACCGUCACUUCCAAGUUGGUGGGCUCCACUCACACACUUCCCACUUCGCGCACGUAAUCUCCAACCCGUGUGGGACCCUUCUCAACACGCGUCAACCUCCCACGUGCCAAGCUGUGGGUCUCACAAAUCAGAAGUUGACUUUUGGCAUAGUAAGAGAAACAGUAGCAAGCCACGUUGGUCUCUCGAAGAGUGGGUUCCGCACACCCGCUAAACGACGCCUUGUGGUUUUGUUUGGAUUCGACAAGUCAAAGGCACAUGAGACAAACAAUUCCCUAACUUUGAAGCAAUCGAAUAAGAGGCAACAUGAAUCUUGUGUGCCUCUUGAUCAAAUUGUUGCAGGAAGAGCCAUGUUAUGGUUGAUUCUCUUGCAGAGUGAAGAUAAAGCUAAUUAA
Molecule: messenger RNA, 423 nt
Organism: Sphenostylis stenocarpa
Lineage: Eukaryota; Viridiplantae; Streptophyta; Magnoliopsida; Fabales; Fabaceae
Source: the annotation of a GenBank genome assembly